This is a messenger RNA of Musca domestica (house fly), 2271 nucleotides long. It is a transcript of the gene MTPAP, whose product is annotated as poly(A) RNA polymerase, mitochondrial. The record is from RefSeq and is a predicted model, not a curated record. Gene Ontology annotation, molecular function: poly(A) RNA polymerase activity. Bases 114 to 1994 code for a protein of 626 amino acids. Gene Ontology annotation, biological process: mitochondrial mRNA polyadenylation. NCBI's taxonomy places the organism in Eukaryota, Metazoa, Arthropoda, Insecta, Diptera, Muscidae. The transcript has 3 exons.
CUCACUUUUUGACAGUUCUUGUUUGGGGAUUGUGGGGCUUGUUGUAAAAAUUUAAUUUUCUUUGUAUUUUUCGAAUUGUUCAAUAAAAUUCUAUUUUAAUAUUCACAUUGACAAUGUUAAGUGCGGUAAGACGUUGCUAUAACCUAAAGCCACAAGUUCCCCGGGUCAGAUAUCUAUGCAGCACGACUGUGCCGGCGGGAUCCAAAGUUUCCGCACAUUCAUUUGAGGAUUUUGUACACAAACGUCAAGAGGAGGCAACACGCAGUGUCAUUGUACAAGUCAGUUCGGAAAGAUCAUUUCCAGAGUUAUACAACUAUUGCCGAGAUUAUGGCAACAUAAUAUCAGCCUUUCACUACUGUGUGCGACACGAUGAUGUCCAGCAUUAUAUCUUAUUGGAAUAUGAAAAUGCCCAACAAGCCUCGGAGGCCAUAGACUCGGCCGCAUAUAAUGAAGAUUUGACGGGUGUGCCAGUGCGAUCACCUUUCCUAUGGUUUAGGGCCACGGGACGUAAGACAAUACAACGAGACACUGUGUCGGGUUCGAAAACCCAAUUAGCCGCCCUGGAUGGCAUACGAAUAAUGGACAACGAAGCACUGAUGGGUACUCUGCGAGAAGCCGUGGAUAUUGAAAAACAAAUAGCUUUAUUAUAUGAAAAUACCAAAUUAAAUGAUUUGGGAAUCCGUUUACGGUUCUUGGCUGCCUCACAAGUCCAACAGGCCAUAUCCGGUAUGUUCCCAUUGGCCAGAGCUUUACCGUUUGGUUCGUCGGUAAAUGGUUUUGGUAAAAAUGGCUGUGAUUUAGAUUUAAUUUUACGUCUGGACGAAGAAUGUAAGGGACCUGAUAGCAAAAAACGACCUGAGUCGCGUUUGGUCUUUCACACCAAGGAAAAUUUGACGAAUGGUCGAUCGCAGACGCAACGACAAAUGGAAAGUAUUGGUGAUAUGUUGCAUUUAUUCUUGCCGGGUGUGUGUCAUGUGAGAAGGAUCCUGCAGGCACGAGUUCCCAUUAUAAAGUAUCAUCAUGAGCAUUUGAAUUUGGAAAUUGAUCUGUCGAUGAGCAAUCUCUCCGGUUUCUAUAUGUCUGAAUUGUUAUUUAUGUUCGGUGAAUUUGAUGAGCGCGUACGACCACUAAUAUUCUGCAUUCGACGCUGGGCCCAGUCUUGUGGCCUUACCAAUCCCUCACCGGGUCGUUGGAUUUCGAAUUUCUCCCUAACAUGUUUGGUCAUAUUUUUCCUACAACAAACCAAACAACCCAUAUUGCCCUCCAUCAACACCCUCAUACGUUCAGCUGCCCCAGAGGAUGUUCGCAUCACAGAGGAUGGCAUAAAUUGCACAUUUGCCCGCAACUUCGAGGCCAUUGGGUUUAGCAGUAAAAACAGCAACAAAAUCAGCGAUUUACUUUUACAAUUUUUUGAAUUCUAUUCUCAAUUUGACUUUCAAAACAAGGCGAUAUCCUUGAAUGAGGGACGGGCUGUAUCCAAACCCGACCACUCGGCAUUGUAUAUUGUCAAUCCUCUGGAACAACUGCUAAAUGUUAGUAAAAAUGUCAGUCUCGAGGAAUGUGAACGUUUGAGAAUAGAGGUACGAAAUGCUGCCUGGGUUUUGGAAUCAGAAGUGGAAAACUAUCAGCAAACCGGGGUGGAUAAGAGCCAAGAACCCUGGGGUCUGCUGAAUCUUUUUAAGACACCCGACAAAAACAUCAUACGGCCGAAUAUGUUCUUUAAGCCACGCAUCUUGGAAGUCAGUGAGCUAUUUGAUAACACGGAAACACCGCCUGCCACAAAAUCCACCUCCAGCAACACUGCCACGGCAACAGGAUUGGUUUUUAAAAACACCCAAGUAAAACAACAAGUGGAAAGUAUUAAAUCCUCACAACGACAAGACAUGAAACAAAUGCGUUUGAAUUCCACAACAGGGGUGCAGGCAUCGUCGACAAAAUCGCCAUCAGCAGCAGGCUCAGUGGCCUCAAAUAAAUCCUCCAAACGCAGCAGAUGAAAAUGAACACAGCAAAUGUGUUGAAACAUCCACAACUGCCUGGUGCGUAGUAAGGAGACUUGAUUAGAUUAAUAAUCUUUUAUUUAGUUAAUAAGAAAAUACAAAUGUUUGUUUUUGUAGAUUUGUAAGUUAUUUCCCCAAAAUGAGCGGCACAGAAAUGCAAAUCCCAAGUAAACCAAAAUCAAAGAGACUUUUGUUAAAAUGUUAUUGUUUUUUUUAUGGAAGGAAAUAAUGAAAAAAUAAUUAAUUGAAAAACAAAUAAAUGAGAAUAAAUGAU